AUGGCGCCACAGACGAUUGCAAAUCGCUACAUUAAGCUCGAAGACCUCCGAAGUCUGCUUACUAAGAAAUUCGGCGCGGGCAAUUUCACAAUACAGACCCCGGCGCAGGAGGUUGUAUACCUGACCAACUCUAUUCUGCGAGGAGCGCGAAAAUGUUUCGCGAUUUUAGUCUUGAUUAGCCGCACCGCAGCUAUUUCCAACUUCUUCCAGCGUGACUCACUGCAACGAUCUUGUCCUGAUGAUGGCCUACCAUACACAUCGGAAACACUACAAAGAAUAUUCGAGAAAGACACGACAAGUCUAACGGUUAAGCGCUUUCUAGAGAAGCAAUGGAUGUUUGUUAUACCGGUCUUUCGGCGGCACAUGAUCUCCCGUAAGCUCGACAAAGAGAUCAUACUGCCUUUCCUCAGCGAAGAGCCUGCUGGUCGUGGAUCAAUGGGUACCGUGUGGAAGAUGAAACUGCAUCCCGAUUGCCAUCGGCUGCCGUUGGACGGGGACAUAGUUAUACGGAAGCAAAUUGAAUGUGGAAGAGACGGCGACAUGACCGUCUUCAAAAAGGAACUUGAAAACCUGUCCCUUCUUACCCAUUUGAAUCACCCGAACAUCGUUCAGUUGUAUUGCUCUUAUAUGUACAGGGACAGAUAUAAUCUUAUGUUUGCUGUUGCGAAUGGUGGAUCGCUGGCAGAUCUUUUGAAUGGAAAAGAAGGCACAAAGGGGCCAGACGGUUCACAACUGUGGCUAGCACUGGCAGAUUUGGCUUCGGCGAUUGACGCAUUGCACAACUUCACCUCGGAACUCCUUGAUCUCAGCCUGUCCGGAUGCCACCACGAUCUUGCUCCUCGGAAUAUCUUAAUCCAUGGCAAGACAUUCGUACUUGCGGACUUCGGCCUCUCCAGUUUUAGGAGCGCAAGUUUUAGGAGCGCAGAUGAAGAUUCUUUGACCACUUUCAAAGAUGUUCGUGGCUUUUACGUAGCGCCAGAGUGCCAGACCUUGGAUGACAAGAAAGUCAAGUCUCAGAAGGUCAACAGAGCUAGCGACAUAUGGUCUUUUGGCUGCAUUCUCUCGGAAGUGUUAACACAUAGUGUACUAGGGCCGAACGGCGUGGAGCAGUUUCGAUCUAAGAGGAAAGUUCAAGUGGCCUCUGGCAUGGAAUGGUUUCGUUUCCAUUGUGGGCCGGAGAGAUCAAACCCUGGAGUAGAGUGUUGGCUGGAAAACUUACAAGCAGAUGCCGGGCCAGUCUCUGCACGCUGGUACUUCGCAUUUCACCGACUGCUCGAUGAAUUACACCAAAGCAAGCUCGACAAGCUUGAGCUCGACUUUUCCAAGACAAUCCAAGCGUUAGAAGAGUUACACUACAUCUCGGAAGGUAGCAUAGGCGCAGGGCAACCACGGCGACGGACUUUUCUUCAAUAUCAUCACGCGAGAUUACUUGAGGCGCUUCCACCCCACUAUCGCUCUUUUGCCAAGGAGCGAAUGGUGGAGCUUGUCUUGGAGAGCAAUGAUGCGACACAAUUACGAGGGUUGUCCGAGGCAGUCACUGACGCAGGUGACGAAGACAUUGGGACUUUGGUAGCGGUCAAGCGCCUCACCAUUAUGUCUAAUGACGGCUCUCUAAUCGAGAAUAUGGAUCUAAUCCUGGACAAAAAUGAUGUCAAUUUGAGCGUGGAUAUCGACAACCAUAGUGCUGCAGUGCUGGAGACCACGUCGGAGCAUGUACUAGUGGAGUGGUUGCGAUAUGGGGAUGUGUGGGUCGACGAAGUUAUCGGAAUGUCAUGUCUGCUGUUUGAGCUUUAG
This is a messenger RNA of Beauveria bassiana ARSEF 2860, 1794 nucleotides long. Its product is annotated as protein kinase domain-containing protein. The record is from RefSeq and is a predicted model, not a curated record. Lineage: Eukaryota; Fungi; Ascomycota; Sordariomycetes; Hypocreales; Cordycipitaceae. Bases 1 to 1794 code for a protein of 597 amino acids. Gene Ontology annotation, molecular function: ATP binding; protein serine/threonine kinase activity. The transcript is spliced from 4 exons. Gene Ontology annotation, biological process: peptidyl-serine phosphorylation; peptidyl-threonine phosphorylation.